AUGUCUUCUAACGUAUAUUCAAUGCCAUGUUCGAUUGAUGUUCCAUCAACAAUUACUAGUGAUAUCAAAAGACAUUUUACAAAUUCAAUUAAACAAAAAGAUAAUCAUGACAAUAAAUGUGUAGCAUCAUUUCGUGGUCGACCAUUAGACGGCGAACAACUUAAUAUACCUGAUGAUUAUAUUGGUGUUUUAACAAACUCAUCCAAAAUUGUUUCAUCGUUCGAUAAGUUAACAUAUUUCAAUUUGGAUUGUUCAACUUCAAAAAAUGAUUGUUUAGCUCGUAGUAUAGCAUGGCUUUCAUUAGCAAAAAUACUUCAUGAAUAA
Molecule: messenger RNA, 324 nt
Organism: Rotaria socialis
Lineage: Eukaryota; Metazoa; Rotifera; Eurotatoria; Philodinida; Philodinidae
Source: the annotation of a GenBank genome assembly